Molecule: messenger RNA, 3858 nt
Organism: Labeo rohita (rohu)
Lineage: Eukaryota; Metazoa; Chordata; Actinopteri; Cypriniformes; Cyprinidae
Gene: ankrd33ba
Product: ankyrin repeat domain 33ba
Exons: 4
Coding region: 539-2068 (509 amino acids)
Molecular function (GO): protein binding
Source: RefSeq, a predicted model, not a curated record
CUAAUCGGAUUAUGGAGGCAGAGUUUUGUAGCGCACUCGUCUAUUUCUCUCUUAUCAUCUGCGGGGAAUGUCCAGCGCUUCCACCAUCAAAUGCUGUUUGUUUGCAACAUCACAAUAACUGAAAAGUUCCCCCCGGGAAAAAUUGCGACAUCCUGAAGAUUGUUUCACUUUACAUGGAACUGCAAAGACUUAUUUUCGAGUUUUCGGUUUCCACAUGAGUUUCUAAUCAUCGCCGGAGUGUUGUUGAGGAACACAGCAAUGACUUUUGCGUUACAGAGACAGAAAUGAUUUAAACAAGCUGAUAAAACUACGGUAAGCUAUUAUUACAUGGACACCAAAUGCACUUGCUUUUUAUACGAGUGGUGGAAAAUGAAGUCGCGGAUAGUUAGAAGAAGAUUCGAACCGCAGUUUGGAGAUUAAACGCUUUUUGUAAUAGCAUUUUGCUUAUUUGGUAUCUGAAACGUACCUAAAUGCUGCCGAAGGAGACCAGGAGGUGUUUGAUCCGCAUGCCUUGAGGAUUUUAUCCUAUUGGGGUUAAAUGGUUCUGAUAACGGACAACAGGGGUGGCGGAGGAUCAUCUCCGGGAAGAGUUAAACCACUUAAACACACUAAAAGCGCCCAGAUCUGUCCCACCAUCGUGGAGGAAUCACCUGACCGCGCGGGCGAUGGCGAAUAUGAUGAAUAUCUCUGCUCGGUCGAGUUGGAUGAGGACUUCGAGGAGUUGGAUGACUUUUCAGAUCUGCCGGACACCAGGAGUAUCGCCUCAGACGACUCCUUUUACCCGCCGGACGAUGACUUUGCUGACUCUGAGAGAACCCCUUCACCGGAGAGUCCCGCACCGCUGUCUUUUUUUCAAGCGUGUUGCAGCAACAACGCGCUUAUAGUGAAACUCAUGAUUAGACAAGGUGUUACGGAGGAGGAUGUCCAGGAGACGGACAAAAACAAUAGGACUGGACUAAUAGUGGCGUGCUACCAAGGGUAUGUGGAUGUGGUGAUUGCUCUCUCCCAAUGUCCUCACCUGGAUGUGAACUGGCAGGACAAUGAAGGCAAUACAGCCCUCACCACUGCUGCCCAGGCGGGUCACAUCACAAUCACUAACUACCUACUCAACUACUUUCCUGGGCUUGACAUUGAGAAGAGGAACUGCCAUGGUUUCACCGCUCUGAUGAAAGCUGCUAUACAGGGUCGAGUGGAAUGUGUCAGAGCCCUGAUGCUGGCAGGAGCGGAUAUGAAUGCCAGGGACAAUGGGAGGAAGUUCACUGCGCGAGAGUGGGCCAUCUUCACAAGCCGCUACGACACUGUGUUCACCAUGACGCGUCUGAUACAGCAACCGUGUGCGGAUCAGUUCUGCGACAGCUAUCGGCCCGAAUGGCCCCUUCUGCCCGCGCUGGUGGCCAAAGCUCAGUCACCCAAAGGCUGCAUCCAGAAAAUUUCAGAAACACUACGUGACUUCUUUAACAUCAGCAACGUCACCGAAGCUUCAGAAGACGGGGUUCUGGAUCACAUGGUGCGCAUGACAACAUCACUGGGGAGCCCGUUCAUCGCGACUGCGUGCCGAACGGUGUGUCCCGGAAGUCCGCCCUGUGUGGGGAAACGCCGUUACUCUGUUCCAGAGAUACUAAAAAAACAACGCAUUGAACAACUGAAAAAUCUAGGACCCGAGCGCCUGGAGAACUACAAACGUCUAUUCCAGAACUCUCGCGUCCUGCUGGUGCCCAAGCCCAAAGAUCGCCGUGCCAGUCUGCAACACCAGGCUCAAUCAGACGCCUCCUCCUCUUUGACCCCAGCCAUCCGCAGAGUCAGUCUGCACCCCUUACACCUGCUGAGGAGGAGCAGCAUUAGACCAGGUUUGGUGGUGCCCAAGCUGAGGAUCACCAAGGCACCUACACCAACCUUUGUCCCGGAGAAAGUGCGGCGGAAAAGCAGCUGUAUAGACGACCAGUUUCUCCAGAUCCCGAAGUGGAGAUAUAAAGAACUAAAAGAGGAACGAAAGAAAGCAGAGGAGGCGGAAAGGAAAAGAUUGGAGGCCGUCAUGAAGAAACAACUCACUACAGGCAAAAGAAAAUAAGUGUGAGAUAUAGCACUGCUCACCAUUUUAUACUUGAAAUGCAAUUUUGAUGUUAAACUCAAAUUUAUUUGACUAUUUAUUGUUUUUUGGGCAAGACAACUAAUUUUUAUAAUGUUAAAUGCUUGGAAACCUCUUUUUAAAAUGGGGUAAAGUGAACGGUUUAUAUGUUUGAGAAUCAGGAAAAUAGCUAACCAGAUCAGCUAAUAUGGGUACACUACUAAAACCAGAUACUACUUUAUGUUUACAUCCUUAAAAUAGGGUUAUUUGACUUUUAGAGUUGUCCAUUGUCUCAGUAGCAUUGUGAAUGUAUUAAACAAGCAUAUUUUUUCAAUACCUCAAAACUAUUUUUCUAAACAUUUUUUCUAAACCAGCAGCCAUGCCUGUAUUUGCACACAUUUCAGAGACAAAUGCUACAGACAAUCACCAGCAAGUAAUGAAAGACUGAAAAAGAGGUAUUGAUAUAAUGGAUCAGCAUCUUAUUUGAUUUUGUCUGUAUGUCUAUUUUAAUAACUAUUUAUACUACUAAAGCACUCUAAAGUUUUCUUCUAUGACUAUGUUCUGAAACUAUACAUGUUCAAGAAAAAACAUUUCUUGUGUGUUACCAAAUGGUAUUUGUUACUAUAUGUGGAGAGUGGGGUAAGAUGUGUCAUGCUUCCACAUUAUGAUUGGCUUUUGCAUAUCAAGGGUCAAACUUACACAGCUGUCUGAGGAGAAGAGGUGCACUUAAAAAGGCUAAACAUGUCUUUGCAUGUCAAAGUACAUAGUUGAAAAAGCCAACAAAAAUGUAUGCAGGUUUAAAAAUAUAUAUCAUACACACUACUGUUCCAAAGUUUAGGGUGAGUGAGAUUUGUUUUAAAGAAAGUAAUACUUUUAUGUAGUAAGGACACAUUAAAUUGAUCAAAAGUGACUGUGAAGACUUGUAAUGUUACAAAAGAUUUAUAUUUACAAUAAAUGCUGUCACACUGGAGUAGUAGCUGGUAAAAGUGAUUUGCCAUCACAGAAAUAAAUUGUUUUGAGUAUAUAUAUACAUACUGCAGCCUUGUUGAUUUUUUCGAAUCUAUUCUCUUUUGUAAGAAACAGUAUUGAUUCUUAAAUCCCAAGAAUCGAUUAGUCUAGCCUGUUUUCAGUAAAUGAAAUAUAGAGCAAUCUUCCGUCCAAUACAUUGCAAUAAGCUUUGUUCUUUGUUGCUUUUUGAUAUGAAACAAAGUCUUAGAAUACAAAUUCUGUCCAUUUUAUUGCAGUAUUAAAACAAUAAAUGCCGUUUUGGCACUGUUUAAUGUGAAGUGACAGAUCGCUGACUCUCAUGUAUAUUUUACAGCAUUAGUUGAGAGAUUUUUUUUUCCUUGAGAAAAUUUGGCAUGUGCUGUACCUGAUAUAUAUGCAAAAUAUUCUAUAUCGAAUUGAAUCACAAGCUUGUGAAUCAGAAUUUAAUUGAAUCAUGAAAUUUGUGUUUAUUAAAAACUUUACAACCCAAAAACUGUAUAUAGGUGAAUUACUAAUGAACAAAACAAACAAAUCAUUUAGCUAAAGAUAAGCCAUGAAUUAUUAAACCAUAUUUUCCAAAAACAAUAGCUUCAGGGCAAGCUAUGCCAGUGGCUUCACUAAUAGUGAAACUGAGAUUUCCCUUCAAAUAAAGGUAAUCCUGUUACUAUUUAUACAAAAGCUUCAAAUUAUUAUUAAACAUUCUGAAUAUUUAACCUUAUCCUGGAUACCUUGGUACAUGAAAAUGCAAAGAAUGUGCAGUAAAGUAAGACUUUACAAAGGCACUGUAUUGUACACUAUAAAUAUUU